CGUUGUGUAGUGUUUACUCCGGUAAAAAAUUUUCAACAAAAUUAGCUUUUUGUAAUUUUUUGCUCGAAAUCGCGCAUCCACUUAAUUAAAGUAUGUCUAAUAGCGAUGGAUACACAAUCCAGCUGUCAAAGGAUAAGGGUCGCGGCAUUUAUGCGUUGCGUCAAUAUACGGCGGGCGACGUGAUAUUCGAGGAAGCGCCUUUAAUCUCGGCCCAAUAUUGCUGGAACGCCGCUUAUGGGUAUGUUGCGUGCGAACAUUGCCUGCGCCCGCUGGAAACGGCCGAAACAAAUGUCCGAAGACUGACGAACGACGGAAGCAUCUCGUUGCCGUAUUUGGAGUGCUGUCCCACGCAGGAAUGGCUGCUGCGACAAACGAUUAUGUGCAAUUGCGGCGUGCGGUUUUGCAGUCAGGACUGCUUUGUCAAGGCCAUGAGCACAUAUCAUCAUACGCUGUGUCUCGGAGAUCAGAGCGACAAUCCGGAUCAUCCGUUGAACAAACUAAUUGACGCUUGGAAACAAAUGCAUUAUCCACCGGAACAGGCGAGCAUCACGAUGGUUCUUCGUAUAUUAGCUUAUAUUAAACAGUGCGAGCAGAAAUAUGACCUUCUCAUGCAAUUGCGGGACUUUUGUUUUGACGUCAUGAACGAGGAAACUGGCAUUUUUCACAAGAUUUUAGGCGAUAACUUCUCACAACAGAUCGAAACGUUGCAUAAACUGACGAUUGCUGCGUUUCCCGGCGAGGAUUUUGGUAACUAUUUGUCACCUGAAGGCUUCCGAUGUCUCUUCGCGUUAAUUGGGCGCAACGGACAAGGCAUCGGCACAAGCCCGUUCGCAAUGUGGGUGCAAAAUGUCUCGCGUCUCAGCAUGCCAGACGACGAACGCAAAAAGGUAGACAAAGUAAUUGACGAUUUGUACGACAAACUCGAGGAAGUUGCCGGGCAAUUCCUCAACAGCGAAGGCACCGGUCUCUAUUGCACGCAGAGCAAAAUUAAUCACAGUUGCGCCCCAAAUGCUGAGGCACGUUUUCCGUACUCGAAUUACAUCGUGGCCAUUACAGCGACGCAGGAUAUCGCGCCCGGCGAGGAAAUUUGCAUUUCGUACUUGGAUGAGUGCAGUCUCGAACGCAGUCGGCACUCGCGACAAAAGAUGCUCCGUGAUAAUUACUUGUUUAUCUGUAAGUGUGGGAAGUGCGAGGCGCAAGUUGGCGAACCGGAUCUCACGAGCGAAGACGAAAUGGAGUCGGAAAGUGACGAGGGCGCGGAUGCCGGCGCAGACGAGAAUUAAUCGCACAUUUUUUGACAUAAAUUUAAUUUUUUUCUUCUUCUUCCUCAGAUUUUCAAGUUCUAAAUAGAAUAAAAGACAAAAAGUUGAAAUAAAAAAAAAUCGCAACAGCCCAAGAAAGUCUUCGUAAAAAAAACUUUUUUUUCUUAAUUGUUUCUAUUUAACAAUAAACAAAAUUGUUAACCUUA
Molecule: messenger RNA, 1468 nt
Organism: Culicoides brevitarsis
Lineage: Eukaryota; Metazoa; Arthropoda; Insecta; Diptera; Ceratopogonidae
Gene: Smyd5
Product: histone-lysine N-trimethyltransferase SMYD5
Exons: 5
Coding region: 93-1283 (396 amino acids)
Biological process (GO): negative regulation of gene expression, epigenetic
Molecular function (GO): histone H4K20 methyltransferase activity; protein binding
Source: RefSeq, a predicted model, not a curated record